AUGGGGACCCUACGUAACGCCCCGCCACCCCAAUGGCUCCUAGAGAGCAUUUCCCUCCAGGGAUUGAGCCUCUUAGAUCCUGUUCCCGAACACCUAAUUGAAAAGUACGAUUUCAUUCACCUUCGUCUCCUUAUCCUUAUCGUUCAAAACAGCGAUCCUGUCCCUAUUAUCAAAAAUGCAGACCGCAUGCUGAAACCAGGCGGGAAUAUUCAAUGGGAUGAUCUGAACUACCCAGACACGAAUAUUUUCAAGGUCGAUUCAGAAAUACAGAUGCCCGCCUUGGACGAGCUUCGCCAAUUUGUCUACUCCAAAUGGACAGCAUGA
Molecule: messenger RNA, 324 nt
Organism: Aspergillus wentii DTO 134E9
Lineage: Eukaryota; Fungi; Ascomycota; Eurotiomycetes; Eurotiales; Aspergillaceae
Exons: 1
Coding region: 1-324 (107 amino acids)
Source: RefSeq, a predicted model, not a curated record